UAUAAUUCUUACUUGUAGAAAGUUAGCUAGAAUUAUGUAGCAAAUCUUUCUAAUCUCCAGAGAUAUUUUGGGCCAAUGUCAGGGUGCUGCGAAAUCACCUGCCAUGAAUUGUUCUAGAACAACUGCCAUGUACAGGACAGACCUCCACAAAGAAGAAUUACCCAGCUCAAAACUCUAAAGUGCUCAAGUUGUGAAACCUUGUUCCAGAGAGAGGAAAUGAAAAUCACUGAGCACAAGUAUUUGUCGUGUGUGGUUUGGUGUACCUAAUGCACCGCCUGUGUAAAUGUGAAAGUGUUAAGUCAGAAGCCAGAGUCUUCCAACUGGGAAGUCUUGAGUGUGUGGAGGCGAUGUUUCACCUGUACAAAUUAGGAUCACUGCUGAAAGAUGAAUGUUCUAAAAGAGUAACUUUCUUCUUAAUUUGUGUCUUUUCACAGAAAUCUUGGUUGCAAUUUACUCACAGAAGUGAGUUUUGGCACAUUUCAGGCAUGGCAUGGAAUGCAUUUUUUGCAUGUGAUAAAUCUUGAUCAGAAUCCAUUGACAACUGUCGAAGAUCCCUAUCUUUUUAAUUUGCCAGCAUUAAAAUAUCUAGACCUCGGAAGAACACUGGUGUCAAUCAGCACAGUUGAGAACAUCCUCAUGAAGUCUCUCGAACUGGAAAAACUGAUCUUACCGAACUCCAUGGCCUGCUGCCUCUGCCAAUUUAAAAAGGAUAUUGAGGCUGUCUGCAAGACAGUCAAGCUGCACUGUUGCAGUGAGUGUCUGACAAACACUCAAUCUUGUGUACCAGAACCAACGACGGGGAAUCCCAAAGCGGAAUUCCUGAAGAUACUGCAGGCCCGGAAGAGGAACACUAGCACGAAAUUAAUUAUUGAAACAGAGAGUUCAAAGAAACAUAAGUUUGGCAUUCUAGACUCUACAAUUAUCAGGACUCUGCAGAUGGACUGUGCGGACCCCCAGGUGCAGCUGUCCUGUGCCAAGCUCAUCUCCAGAACGGGCUUCCUCAUGAAGCUCCUCAGUGAGCAGCAGCAAGUGAAGGCCAAGGCAGAAUGGGACACAGACCGCUGGAAAGAAGAGGACUACAUCAGCGAGAGCCCAGGAGGCCAGACUGAUGCAGGAAUGAUCGAGCCAAGUGAGCUCAAAGAAGUCCCAAGAUACAAAAUACUCAUCAUGGCAAUAUCUGUCACUGUGGCAGUGAUAAUAUUAAUAACGGGAGCCUGUCUCGUUGGGAUUUACUCUCACAGGGCAAGAGCCGACGCCGAGGAGGAGGACAUAGGAAAAGGUCUAAGUGCUUUGGAUUCUGACACGAGGAUAACAGCUUUAUUGCGGCGGCAGGCUGAUAUUGAGAGCCGUGCCCGCCGAUUACAAAAGCGCUUACAGGUUGUACAAGCCAAGCAGGUGGAGAGGCAUUUGCAGCACCAGCUGGGUGGAUUUUUGGAGAAGACUUUGAGCAAAUUGCCAAACUUGGAAUCCUUGAGACCCAGGAACCAAUUGAUGUUGACUCGAAAGGCUGAAGCUGCCUUGAGAAAAGCUGCCAAUGAGACUACCACUUCAGAAGGACUUAACAACUUCUUGAAAAGUGACUCAAUUUCAGAAGAAUUGGAAAGAUUUACAGCUAGUGGCAUAUCCAACUUGAGGUGCAGUGAACAAGCCUUUGAUUCUGAUGUCACUGACAGUAGUUCAGGAGGGGAGUCUGACAUAGAAGAGGAAGAACUGACCAGAGCGGAUCCUGAGCAGCGUCACGUGCCCCUGAGACGCAGGUCAGAAUGGAGAUGGGCAGCAGAUCGUGCAGCAAUCGUCAGCCGCUGGAACUGGCUUCAGGCUCAUGUUUCCGACUUGGAAUAUCGAAUUCGGCAGCAAACAGAUAUUUACAAACAGAUACGUGCUAAUAAGGGGUUGAUAGUUCUUGGGGAGGCACCUUCGCCUGAGCAUACAACAGCAGACUUACUUCUUAGCUCUGAGGUGAAGACAGAUCCCGGGACUGACAAGUUGGUUGACUCUCAGCCACUAGAAGCCCAUGGUGCCUCUGCUGUUGGUCAUAUUUCAGAAUCAUCUACCAAGCCAUGUGGUACACUGAGACCUGUCAAUGGAGUUAUUAACACUCUUCAGCCUGUCUUGGCAGACCACUUACCAGGUGAGAGUUCUGAUGCUGAGGAACAAUUACAUAAAAAGCAGCGACUCAAUCUGGUUUCUUCAUCAUCGGAUGGCACCUGUGUGGCAGCUCGAACACGUCCUGUACUGAGCUGUAAGAAACGGAGGCUUGUUCGACCUAGCAGCAUUGUUCCUCUGUCCAAGAAGGUUCACCGAAACAACACACUCCGUUCUGGCUGUGAUGUGAAUCCCUUCUGUGCACUGUGUGGUUCAGGCAGUGUCACCAUCGUGCCUCCUGAAAUCCACUACGAAGCCCCUCUGUUGGAACGUCUUUCCCAGUUGGACGCUUGUGUUCAUCCUGUUCUAGCAUUUCCAGAUGAUGUUCCCACGAGCCUGCACUUCCAGAGCAUGCUGAAAUCUCAGUGGCAUAACAAGCCUUUUGACAAAAUCAAACCUCCCAAAAAGUUUUCACUUAAGCACAGAGCACCAGUGCCAGGCAGUCUGCCAGAUCCAGCUCGUAAAGACAGGCACAAGUUGGUCAACUCCUUCCUGACAACUGCCAAGCUGUCCCAUCACCAAACCCGGCCUGACAGGACCCACAGGCAGCACUUAGACGAUAUGGGGGCCGUGCCCGUGGUGGAGCGAGUGACUGCACCAAAAGCAGAGCGCUUGCUCAACCCACCGCUACCUGUGCAUGACCCAAACCACAGCAAAAUGAGAUUGCGAGACCAUUCAUCUGAGAGAAGUGAAGUGUUGAAGCAUCACACAGAUAUUAGCAGUUCAAGCUACUUGGCAGCUGCCCACCAUCAGCCACACAGUCCUUUGGUGCGACAACUCUCCACCUCAUCAGACUCCUCAGCACCCACCACCUCCAGUGCACAGGUUACAGCCAGCACAUCUCAGCCGGUAAGGAGGAGGAGGGGAGAGAGCUCAUUUGAUAUUAACAACAUUGUCAUCCCAAUGUCUGUUGCUGCAACAACCCGGGUAGAGAAGCUGCAAUACAAGGAAAUCCUUACUCCCAGCUGGCGGGAGGUUGAUCUUCAGUCUCUGAAGGGGAGUCCUGAUGAGGAGAAUGAGGAGAUCGAGGACCUCUCUGAUGCAGCCUUUGCCGCCCUACAUGCCAAAUGUGAGGAAAUGGAGAGGGCACGGUGGCUGUGGACUACAAGUGUACCACCCCAGCGACGUGGCAGCAGGUCUUACAGAUCAUCAGAUGGCCGGACCACCCCCCAGCUGGGCAGUGCCAACCCUUCCACCCCCCAGCCUGCCUCCCCCGAUGUCAACAGUGGCCAUUCUUUGUCAGAAUUUUCCCAUGGUCAGUCCCCCAGGAGCCCCAUUAGCCCAGAACUGCACUCAGCACCUCUCACCCCUGUGGCUCGGGACACUCUGCGACACUUAACCAAUGAAGACACCCGCUGUUCCACACCAGAGCUGGGAUUAGAUGAACAGUCUGUGCAGCCAUGGGAACGGCGGACCUUCCCCCUGGCGUACAGUCCCCUGGCAGAGUGUGAGGACCAGCCGGAUGCACAGGAACGGGCCUCCCGCUGUACUCGGCGCACCUCAGGCAGCAAGACUGGCCGGGAAGCGGAGGUGGCACCCACCUCCCCUCCCGUGGUUCCCCUCAAGAGUCGGCAUCUGGCAGCGAUGGUCACAGCUCAGCGCCCAACGCACAGAUGAGCGGGAGAUAAGCAUCUAAACAGACUACGUAACUAUUGGCAUUAAAGCUUCAGAAAUCUCUGCGUUUGAUAUUCAAACAUCAUAUGCCAGAAAUUUUCACAGUUUUUAGUGAAUUUAAAGAAAUUUAGAUCCUACUUUGAUAUUUUUUCUCUUGGUUCUGAUUUCUGUUUUCUUUUUGUUUCUAUGUUUUCUUGUCACACACCUGAGCACUUCCUCCAGUUGGCAAACAGAAUUUCAGGAUAAGACCCUGCUUGCCUGGUCCUGGGUGUAUCCUCUGCACUGUUGAAUCACUGGAUUUAUGAAGUUAGCUGAUCACCCUUCUCUGUCACCCAUGUGGUCAGAGUAGAAUGCCAAAUGCGCCGAGGGAAUGGAAAGCUCCAGUUCAGCAUGGCCUUUUUAGGUUAGGGUGGGACAGAGCAAGGCACUCUGUCUGGGCUCUUCUUGUCCCCGUCAUGAGUGGCCUAGCUCAGCUUUGGCCCGGGUCCCCAUUCCCCAUACCAUUGCCUCUUUGCCCCUGCUGCUGGUUGUGCUCAUGAGGCCUCAGCAAGCAGACAUCCCCUUGUCGCUCUGUUCCUCCACCUGUAUUCCUCAGCUGUAGUAAGCUGCUCAGGUUGCCCCUGGCCUGUCCCUUGUGCCCUUCCCUCACGGGUCCCCCUUCCACACACACCCAGUCCUUCCAUUCAGAACAUACUUACCACCUAUCCUGGGCUAUGAAGGUAGUUAGGAAUGUGUCACCUCUGACCCUGUGCCCUGCAGACUUGAGGAUUUGGGCAGUGAGUGUCCGUCUCUGCUGUGUGGUCUUGGUUUUACUCACUGAUCCACUUCGUUGUGUUUCCUUCCCUGCUUCCUGUCAGCCUCGAUGACUCCUCCUUGUUUACACACCCCCUGCCUGUGGAACAUUGUCUGAUCCUGGCUGUGGUUUCCAUCCCUCACGUCACCUUCCUUUGUUAACCUUGUGCCUGUUUCAUGUAUAAUCACAUCACCAAAGGGGGUGGGGGGAAGGACUUUUUUUUUCCUGCCAUUUUGUAAUCGUAUAAAAACAGUAGACAAACUGCUAAUGGUUGGGGUUUUUUCACAAUUUUCAACAUUAGUGGGUAUUUUUUGUUGUUUUUUUUUGUUGUUGUUGUUGUUCUGUUUGCAAGUUAAAGGGUUUGUCAUUGUUUCUUUCAAAAACAAUAAUGCACCAUAUCCCUAUGCAUAAAGUGCUUCUUCUAUUUAUAAGGUUGAAAAUUCUGAAUAACCCUUUUAGCAUUGUAAAAAAAUUGAAAAACUGUAUUUUGUAAAUAUUUUCUUUUCCUGCUUUGAGCUGUGUAAUGGCAGCGAAACAUGUAGCUGUCUUUGUUCUAUAGAAGUGCUUUUCUUCAGAGAAGCUGAUCUUUGUUAAUGUCUUGAUUCUGUUCGCAAAGCACAGACUUGUGCUUUAAAAAAAAAAAGGAAGAAAAAAUGGAAAAAAAUAAUAAAAAAAAGAGUUACAGAAUGUUGUGAGCCAGGUGUUUCUUGGCGUGUUGGGCUGAGGUAGCUGUGACUGCUGGAGCUGUGUGUGAGGCAGGCAGACUGCAUGCUAGUGUCACUGCUUGUCAC
Messenger RNA from Ochotona curzoniae (black-lipped pika), 5343 nucleotides. It is a transcript of the gene KANSL1, whose product is annotated as KAT8 regulatory NSL complex subunit 1. Gene Ontology annotation, cellular component: NSL complex. The transcript has 22 exons. The record is from RefSeq and is a predicted model, not a curated record. Bases 496 to 3762 code for a protein of 1088 amino acids. NCBI's taxonomy places the organism in Eukaryota, Metazoa, Chordata, Mammalia, Lagomorpha, Ochotonidae. Gene Ontology annotation, molecular function: histone acetyltransferase binding.